Molecule: messenger RNA, 1727 nt
Organism: Amphimedon queenslandica
Lineage: Eukaryota; Metazoa; Porifera; Demospongiae; Haplosclerida; Niphatidae
Exons: 5
Coding region: 771-1727 (318 amino acids)
Source: RefSeq, a predicted model, not a curated record
UAGAAGUACCAAUGGAUUCCUCUGGUCAAGAUAAGGUCCUUAUCCAGCCAGACACUAAAGCAGAAUAUUACUAAAAUUUUCAUUAUAGCAUACAUUUUUCAGUGAAUCAGUGUAGUUUCCUGUUAUUGUUAUAAUCCACUCUAUAAUAUGCAUACAGCAAGUUUAUCAUGAAGUUGGGUAUUAGUUAUCUGUUUAUACUUCUUAUCUGGCAAUCAAAAAAACAAUGCACGUAUAAUUAAUUAGCUAGUAGCAACUGAAACCUGCCAUUUAAUAUCUUUAGGAAUGGUGCUUUGUCUAUAUUUAAAGUUUCUAUUUGGAAAAUUAAGGUCUAUCACUAUAAAUGAACAGUGCAAUUUUUAUCAGGCAACAAUGAUUUAAGCAUGAUUCAAUGAUUCCAUGUAGUUUUUGACAGUUUUAGUGUGCUGUUUAUGUUGUAUGCAGCUUCAAUUGAUCAAUAUAUAUGGUAAGCAUAUACAUACAUGCAUGUAAACUCUGCUUCCAGGUACUUAUCAAGAGCUCUCAAACGAGUACUUCACUCUAGAAGAAACCCUUGAUGGAGUCAUCACUUAAAAAAAGAACUAACAUCUGCUGCUAGUCAAUUAAGACGUAGAAGAGAAUGGAAUAAUAUUAUAUUCUGAGCAAAUUCACCAUCAUAUUAAAAGUUUGUGUUUGGAGGAAUGUGUGUUUUGUAUUGACAAUUUUUAUAUUGAAAGUACUUCCAGUAUCAUCUAGUAGUUAGCAGUAGCUGUUCCUCCUAAAGCUCUAUAACAAUGAUUUAUAAACCUAUCCUAAGUGGUGAAAGGCUGCCUAUACUUGUCUUGAUAGUGUCUGGUAUACUAACAGUCUCUCACUGUCAAGAAGAUAUUCUACAAGAUAUUGUCACUAAUGUCAGUAUUAGAGCAUCAUUGUUUGCAAGAUCAACGACAGAUUGUAGUGAGUUUAUCAGUCUCAGUAACUACAAUAGUACAUGUGAAUCAGAAGUUCCAUAUGACAAUGUCACUGAUCUAUCAGUAGUGGUGCAUUUUGACUGGAAUCCUUACUUACCAUUAGAAGCACGUUGUUACUGUUCAGCAGCAUUACUGAGCCUUCUCAUACCUGAACCAAUUACAUCAGUACUAACCUCCUAUCCAUGUGCUGAUAAUGAGAAUGCUACCAUUUAUUGCUCUAAGCCUUGCAUUCAUGAAUUACAAAAUGAAGUAUCUUGUGAUGAUAAUGAAAAUUGUAAAGAUCUGGCAUGUUUUAUGUAUGGAAAGAUGCCAUAUAUCUUAUCAAAUCAAAGGCAGCUCUAUAUUCUUGUAACUGGCAUCAACUGUGAUACUAUAGGGGGACAUGCACUUGAUUUAUGUCGAGCAGUACUAUUUGCAAGUUCAUCAUCAACAAUUGAGCCCACUCCUACUGCUACUAAAACUUUUACUGAGGAGGAUAUUGGUGCUGUUUUUAUAUUUUCUAUCAUAUUUGUUGGAAUAUUUCUUACUUGUAUCUGCACAAUUGCUGCUGUAUUGAUAGGAACAUGUUUUUUGAGGAGACGGGAAAAUGCUAUAUCUCAGAAAUCAAAGUCUGUGAACUUUGAUAUUGGUUCACAUAAUAGAGUUACUAUGAUUCUUCAAGAGAAUAAUAUGCCAGUUAACAGUCAACCCUCAAGCAUGGAAUCAUUAAUUGAAUAUUUAGUACCAGCCUCACAAAUUGAAGUACUAGAGGUCACAGGGCAAGGUCAGCUAUAUAGAUAA